Molecule: messenger RNA, 1702 nt
Organism: Canis lupus familiaris (dog)
Lineage: Eukaryota; Metazoa; Chordata; Mammalia; Carnivora; Canidae
Gene: C1H6orf118
Product: chromosome 1 C6orf118 homolog
Exons: 10
Coding region: 103-1542 (479 amino acids)
Source: RefSeq, a predicted model, not a curated record
GCUGCCGGGCAACCCGGGAACACCCCCGCGGGGAGGGGCUUCGAAUGUUUGUCUGUCUCCGCAGUAACUGCGGCGUCGGCGCGGAGCUGGGUCGGGGAGACCAUGGCCGGGGGUUCAGCGCCCGAGUUUUACCUGAAGUGGAAGCACUGUGAGGUGCAAGGCGUUAGGACUUUAUGCAAUCUAACAAAACUUUUGAACAAAGUUCAGAAAGAUCACAGAGAUGACAUCUAUCUCUACACCUCUGGGCACUUGAAUCCCAAUAAGCUCUACAGGCCUCCUGAGACAAUCCUGAAUCACUGGCCCAAUGCCAGUAGACCAAAAGGGGAAAAAAUCUUCAAAGUAGAAAAACCAUGUGAUAAGAAGAUUGCAAAGAUGAAAGACGCUUUGGCUUAUUUUACCAUCAAUACAGCUCUGACUCCAAAAGAUGCCCAGGCUACACCACUAUUCAGGUAUUUGAACCCCCUGGAGCAUAUUUCCCACACUUCAGAAGAGGACUUGACCCCAAGAAAGCCUCCAAGAAAAGAGGCUUCUCCAGAACUGCGGAGGAGAGAAGAGCUGAGAUUGCCAGAGAUGAAAGUUCUCAAGUACAGAACAGUGGAGUCCAGCCGUCAGUGUGUGAUGUCUCCCCAACACAAGGAUGAAUACCAGUAUAUCAGCUCCUACUUAGCUGGCAUAACGAAGGCAGACAAGUAUAAGAAGUUCCUGUGUUUCCAAAAGGAAGUUCUUGCAAAGCAAGAUCUCAUGAAGAAUGAUUUCACUGGGAGCAAGGCCGCAACAUGCCAUGAAAAAAAGUUGGAACAGGAGCUCCAGAAAGUGUGUGUAUGCGACCCUCAGCAAUUCAACAGACUGCACAUCUUCAGAGAAGUCUUUGAAGACAUUUGCAAUAGUUCUUUGAUAUUUGGUGAUAUCUUGAAAGAAAUUAAGGAUGAAUAUGAACUCUACAUGGCGAUACUUCUGCAGUCCACAUCCCCAUCACAGUAUAAGACUUUGCUAGCUAAUGCCAAGGGGCUGGAGAGGAGGUCCGUGAAGACAGCAGAUGUCAACCAGGCCAGGGAGGAGCUGAGGGUGAUUGUGACAGCCACCAAAGAAGCCCUGGAGCAUAAUGACAAACUCAGAAGUGAACUAGAGAUGGAGCACACAUUGUUGCAAUCUGCUAAGGAAAAGUCAGAAUCAUAUAAGAAAGAUGUAAUGGAUGAGGAUUGCCUUACUCUUAUUGAGAAGGUUGAAAAGAAGAGGUGUGAAAUACUUAGUAAAUGGGAUGAAAUUCAAGCUCUUGAAAGAGAAAUUAAAACAACUUUGAUUCAUACUGAAAUUUCACAUAUUGCUGAAAAUAGGAAUAAAAGCAUGGAGACUGAAGCUAUAAAAUUGGAAACAGAAAAUAGAAUUUUAAAGACGAAAAUACAUGUUAUUGAAAGCCAUGUGAAACAGAGCAUAGAGAAGAGUAAGUUGAGUGAGGAAGAGCAGCAGAAACUUUGGAAUUUCAUUAAAGAAUUUAUAAACGUAAAGGAAACAAACAAUACCUCUCAAGUGACUGGAAAAUGACCUAUGAAAAUUCACAGCCACCAUGUACAUAGGAUGAAUAUUUGCAGAUGUAUAAAUUAAUGAAGAUACAUCUCAGUUUUUCAGUUUUAAUCUCUAAUAAAGUUAACAUAGUAUGUGUAACCUACUCAAGUUAUUGGAAUAAAUACAUGUAUGCAUCUGA